Molecule: messenger RNA, 1278 nt
Organism: Colletotrichum orchidophilum
Lineage: Eukaryota; Fungi; Ascomycota; Sordariomycetes; Glomerellales; Glomerellaceae
Exons: 1
Coding region: 1-1278 (425 amino acids)
Molecular function (GO): protein binding
Source: RefSeq, a predicted model, not a curated record
AUGCUGCCUUCGUCAUUAAUGUUCCCCCUGGCGUUCGCGUCUUACACGGUCGCAUCGGAGGCCCGAAUACACUUGCGCGGCGUUCGAACCUGUCCCUGGAAACCACUCGAGAAUUUGUUAGAAUGCUCGAAUUGGGAUAUCACGACAGCAAGAAAGCAAGACGCAGAGACCAAGCAGAGGCAACGGAACGAAACGACAGAGGUUGAACCAGUAGGAUGGACGGGCCCACAUGGGUGCGCAGGACCUUACUGCCUAUACGCAAACCGCGACUUCGCAAACGGUCGUGGGAUCGUCGUUGUCUCGACACCAGAAAACGUGCAAAAGAUAAAGAGCUUGGAACUGGGACUGCAGACUCCGGACCCAGAAGAGGAUCCGUCGUCACGAAACCCGUCUUUCCAGAUCGCAGAGAUAGAGGGCAAGGGACUCGGCAUGCUCGCCAAGAAAACCCUCGCUCGGGGCGACACGGUCAUGCUCAAGACCCCCGUCCUCCUCGCCCACCGCGCCUUCAUCGAACGCACGCCGGCAGCAGAGCGGCAUUUCCUGCUCGAUGGCGUCGCGAGGUUCCUGCCGGCCGCAACCCGUAAGACCUUCCUCGGCCAGAAUGGGCAUUUUGGCGGCCACAAGAUCAGCGACAUCAUGGCGACCAACUCAUUCCAGAUGGACCUCGGCGGCGGCGACGGCGGCAGCGGUGGCGCGCAGGGUGAUGCCCACCACUACGGCAACUUUCCCGAGGUGUCGCGGUACAACCACGACUGCAGGCCCAACGUCGCCUUCCGCAUCGACGGCCUCCGGCACCGCACCACCGUCGUCAGGCCGGUCAAACCCGGCGAGGAGCUGACGAUAUCAUACCUGGACCAACUAGGCGUCCGCUCCGUGCGGCAGCACCGUGCCAAGAGGGCGUGGGGCUUCGAGUGCGGGUGCUCGCAGUGCAGUUUGCCGAAGAAGCUUGCCGCAGCGUCGGACCAGCGGCUGAUGGAGGUGGAGGAGCUGGAGAGGCAGCUCUCGGAUAUCGGGGCCAGGGUGACGGUGGCUACGGUGGAGAGGUUCCUCAAGUUGUACAAGGAGGAGAGGCUGGAGUCGAAGCUGGCGGGUGCGUAUACGACCGCGGCGCUGAACUUUAACUUGCUUGGGAGGAAUAAGCAGGCCGUCAAGUAUGCCAGGUUAGCUGUUGAGGCGGGUACGAUUGAGAAUGGGUCGGAGAUGGGGGAUGUUCAAGCGAUGAGGGAGUUGGCGGCGGAUCCGAAGAAGCAUUUUACAUGGAGAGGGAGGCUCAGAUGA